AUGUCCACCUUUGAUUACAUGGAUUUGUGCCGCCUGUGUCUUGUCAAGGAUCAAGUGUCCGUCCCGAUAUUCGAGGGCGACGGCGAUGCCAGACAAAUAUUCCACAAGAUAGCUUUCUGUCUGCCGGUCAAGGUGAACAGAGAAGACAAAUUGCCAAAAAAAAUAUGCGACGACUGUGCUUACAAGGUAGAGCUGUGUUAUCAGUUCUACAACACCACGGCCAACGCUGAAAAACAGUUGAUGCAAUGGCUCGGGGAAGUUGGACUUGAGGACAAGCAGGGUUACGAGCAAGAAGUUAUGACUUCGGCAGACAACAGAAUAAACGUAACAGUAAUCUCCAAUGAGGAGCAAUCCAACAGCAUGGAAAUCAACAUGAUCGAUGGUAUGAGCCUAAGUUUACCAAUCAUCAUGAACCAACAGAUGCCCGCAGUGUCGAUGAGCUCGACGGACAAUUUACAAAGUAUCCAGUCGGUUGCUGGAACAAGUGUCCAGGCGACUGGUAACCGCAUGCGAAAAGACGGAGAAGAGAUUGACACCGAAGAAGAUGACAAUUCUGACGACGAGUGUGAUGCUGACGAUGGUCUUCAAGUGGUGAAGGAGGAGAGUGAAAACACAAGUGGUAGCAGGUCGAUGGAAUCAACUACUUACGUGAACGUGUUACCGUGCAACGAAGCCGGACCCUCAGGACUUCAGAAGCAAAAACUGUCAGAUAUAAUGGAGAUGGGAAUGCAGCAGUCUGAAGACAAUACCAAAACUGGAUUUUUUGUAACGAAACUGACGACCAUAUCACCGGAGCAGUGCAACAUCGACGGAAUAAAGGUACUGUGCGAAGGUUCGAGCCACGAAUUGGUGCUAACAGAUCAGACUCUUCACGUGACUAAAGACGAGAAUCUAGAAGAGGGAAUUGUACCAGAGGGAAUUAUUUGUGAGCUAUGCGGGGAUAGAUUUUUGAACGACAAAGAUCUUGAGCUCCACUUGAGUACGCACGAGCACUUGAGAUCAGAGCAAGAGUACCAGAUCAUGGGGAUGGAAGAGGACACAGCAGAAGAAGUGAUCGAGUCCACGGAGAUCGAUGACACCAAGGUUGUUUACGUCUGCAAUAACUGCGGGCGCAGUUUCAUGACCGCUGCAGCGCUUAACAAGCAUGAGCAGCAAAUUCACGCUAUUUGUGAGUCUAAGUACUACUCUUGCAGCCAGUGUAAUUACGUAACGCCCCACAAGAAGAACUUGGCGAGUCAUGAGCGGCAUCAUGAUGAGCAAGAGUACAAAUUUGAUUGUGAAUUGUGUCACCAGAGGUUCUACACAAUGGACAGCUUCGAGGAGCACCAGCAGGAACAUCAGCAAGAACACCAGCAGGAACAGGUCCAGGAGAUGCCUUUUCAAUGUGACACUUGCAAUGCGACCUUUAGGUACCAGCAAGGCCUAAGAUUGCAUGCCAAGCUCCACGAGCCGAACUACGUUCCUCCUCAGAAGAAGCAUCUCUGCAAGCUCUGCAACAAGCGGUUCUCCAGGAAGCAAGUCCUGAUGAUGCAUCAAGAGGAGCGACCUUUUCCUUGUCAUAUUUGCAACAAGCCUUUUAAAACUGAUAAAUUUUUAAGGAUCCAUUUAAAGCAGCACAACAAGCGAUACUGCUGCGAGAUCUGCGGGAUGUCCAAGGUGUCUCCUUACGACUUGAGGCUCCACAUGAUGAAGCACAACAAGGAGUACUACGCGCAUUGCGAGUACUGCCAGCGAGGGUUCUACACUAAACAGUCUCUCCAGCGGCACAUUCUCACCCACACUGGAGAAAGACCCUUCGGGCACUUGGUGGCGCACAGCGACUUGCGACCGUACCAGUGUGAUAUCUGCAACAAGUCCUUCAAGCGAACGAGCACCUUAGCAGUGCACCGGAGGAUCCACACCCGGGAGCGCAACUUUAUCUGCGACGUAUGUGGCCGCGCUUUUAUCCAGGCGUCCCAGUUGGCGAUGCACCAGCGAAGACACUUCGAGAACCCAUCAAGCACCAGUGCGAGUUCUGCGGGAAAAUAUUCGCGUAUAAGAACUCUUUAA
Messenger RNA from Cotesia congregata, 2049 nucleotides. NCBI's taxonomy places the organism in Eukaryota, Metazoa, Arthropoda, Insecta, Hymenoptera, Braconidae. The record is from the annotation of a GenBank genome assembly.